AUGUGUGGAGCAAUUGGAGAAUUUGGAAGGAGUCUCCGUAGAAGACUGGAAAGUGGAAAACAGCAGGAUAUCAGAGCAAAGAAGCAGUGUUUGAGAAAAUUGAGGCCAACGACUACGGUGAGUCACUUACCAGCAGUGCGACUCCGCGGCCUCCCCUUUGACUGCUCUGAAAAGGAUAUCUACGACUUUUUUCUCGGAUUCGACGUGCUAGAUGUUCUUCUCGUAUCCAGGAGAUGGCGGUUCUCAGGAGAAGCAUUUGUCUUGUUUGGAAAUAUCGGCCAAGUCGGCUACGCUCUUCAAAAGCAUCGACAUGUAAUUCGUCAUCGGUACAUCGAGAUAUUCCUGACUGAAAGAAAAGACUACUACCAAGCAAUCGCAGCAGAGGUCUCAAGAAUUCAGGGAGACGAUGUUACCUUCGCCAGUGCACGAACAGUGCACCCUGUUCUGAGAUUGAGAGGGCUGCCAUUCUCAGCAUCCAGGAGGGACAUAGUCAAUUUCUUCAAAGACUUCAACCUCCGGGAGAACGCUGUGCACUUGGUUGUAUCUGCGGAGGGACGCCCAACUGGAGAAGCUUUUGUUGAGUUUCCAUCCAUCACCCUCUCCAAAGCUGCAAUGAACAAGGACAAAAUGAUUCUGGGAGAUCGGUACAUUGAGCUCUUCCCUGUCUACUCGUACCUCAAUCAAACCUCCUCUUCUGCUUUCUCCUCCACUGACAACUAG
Molecule: messenger RNA, 720 nt
Organism: Marchantia polymorpha subsp. ruderalis
Lineage: Eukaryota; Viridiplantae; Streptophyta; Marchantiopsida; Marchantiales; Marchantiaceae
Source: the annotation of a GenBank genome assembly